Molecule: messenger RNA, 1054 nt
Organism: Topomyia yanbarensis
Lineage: Eukaryota; Metazoa; Arthropoda; Insecta; Diptera; Culicidae
Exons: 8
Coding region: 311-1054 (247 amino acids)
Source: RefSeq, a predicted model, not a curated record
UAAUAGUCUUACGAUUGUGUCUGAAUAUUUGCGGUCUGUAUGUGCUCUGUGAAAGCUUAUGAGAAUCCUCAGAAGACCACAGCAAUUUGCAGUGGAAAUGUUGAAGCUCUCUCAUCCCAAAUCAAUAUACGUUUGUUUUACAUUGGCAGAUGAUUUGUAGAAACGGUGUUGUGCCAAUAAACGAUUAUGUCGGCUACAAAUUAUCAGCUACUGGAGACCGACAAGUUUUCCAGCAAUGGCCAACAGAACAUAAAAUUGCUGGUGUACCUCAGGGAUCUAAUUUUAAUUCCUGAUCCUCUGGAAAAAGAAGAUGCACAAGUGUGUAGCCACCGAGAAGGAACACAAUCUGACCACUAUGCAGAAGACCCCGAUAAACCCCCGCUUAAUCUCGGAAGGAGGCACAAUUCUCAGUUUCGAAAUAAAUGUUGACCUAAUUUUUUGUCAAACGAGUGAAGGGAAAAAAGUCAUGGAGAAUUUGAAAGAAGGCAAGAACUGUGACGAUAAAAUGAUAAAAAGUAUUACCCAUUUGUUAUGUGAUUUUCUUAAAAUGGCUUACGGAGUACGUGCUUCAACAUUUCAUAAAAAUAUGCUCGCAAAGUCUCUUGUUACGACGUAUCCGAAGCUGGCAUCACGGGUUUCAAAUACACCACAAGCAUUGUGGUUUCUCAUCAAUGGUAGAGGAGAAGGCCGUCAUGCAGGCAAGAUACACUACCACAUGGAAUAUUUGGCUAAGAAACAAACGAGUCGUGUGUUUGUUCGCAAAAAUACAAAAAAUCCGGUCGAUGUGAAGCAAACAAUCGCACCUGAGCAAAGUUCCAUCGAUUUUUUUGCACUGGUCGAAGAAUUCAAAUUUAUUGUCCCUUCCAAAGAAACCAAAUCCCGUAUUGAAUAUUUAUGGGAAACAACCUUCCAGUACCGUAAUGAAUAUCGCAAGAAAAACGAUUUCCUGUCGUUUUUGGAAGAAUUUCCGGCAGCUGUUGCUUUUCGUGGCCAAAUGAUUUCCUAUGAUUUUCAGCGAAUGUACAACAAUACACUCAGAGUUGAACGAUGGUAA